This is a messenger RNA of Colossoma macropomum (tambaqui), 882 nucleotides long. It is a transcript of the gene ankrd31, whose product is annotated as ankyrin repeat domain 31. Bases 1 to 882 code for a protein of 293 amino acids. The transcript is spliced from 7 exons. NCBI's taxonomy places the organism in Eukaryota, Metazoa, Chordata, Actinopteri, Characiformes, Serrasalmidae. Gene Ontology annotation, molecular function: protein binding. The record is from RefSeq and is a predicted model, not a curated record.
AUGAAGGGAGAUGUUCAGUCUGUGGAAGACAUGAUUAAAGUUGGUGCCUGUGUCAACCUGACAGAUAAUGCAGGGUGGACGCCUCUUCAUGAAGCAGUGUUGCACAAGCAAUAUACCAUUGUAGAGACUCUGCUUAAAGCUGGAGCUCAAGUCAACCCUGCAGGAUACAAUGGACUCACACCUUUGCAUGAUGCAGUACAUCUUGGUGACCUCAAGACUAUAGACCUGCUCUUGAAACAUGGUGCUGAUCCCCUUUUGAAGAACAAGAGGGGAGAAGCUGCUGUAGACAUGAAUAGAGACAUGAGUAUACAGGAGCUACUGGAAAAAUAUCUACCAACUGUCAAAAGACAAUGCUUAUCAGCUCAAAGCGUAUCAUGUUCCACUUCUUGUGAAAGUGGAAACAAGGAGCCUUGUCAAAGGGCGGCACAAUCUGCUGAAGCACAAAACACUCAAGAGAGCCAUGAAAUUGAAGCUUGUGUUGGUCCUGAUGCAGAUAGUGGAGAAGAAACACAUGACUCUUCCACAGAAACAAGGGCCUCCCCUAAAGUGAAGUCUUCAGUUCAAGCUAUGCCCCCACUAAGAGACCGAGCAAAGGAUUCCGGUAGGUGUGGCUCUUUACUGGUUCAAGAUCAGGAGAUUCUGGGAUCAGAUACCUCAUCCUCCAAAGCCAGUGAUGUUGAGAGUGAUAUCACUGUGGAUUACAUAGAGGCUCAUUCGUCAUCACCUGGGCACUGGUUUUUGAGCGCCACUCAGGAUUUCUCUGGAUCCAUAAGAUUAGUUGGUGAAACAGUGAGAGAAGAUGCCAACACCAUAGAUGAGGAUCUUCAUUUAAGUCAGGUGAGCGAUGCUUUCUCCAUUAUCAGUAUCAGCGGAGCUUGCUAA